GCACAUUCUGAGCAAGUAGUGGUGUAGCCUAGAGUAUGGUGCCUUCUCCGCGGCUGCGCCUGCUGCGGGGCUUCUGCAGCGGGCCAUCGCGGAUUGUGCAGGCUGCACGCCGGCCACCGCUCUUCAGGCUCGAGGAUGCCAUCGUCAAGCACCUCGCGGCGCCACCGACGCUCUCGCUGACGAUUCCCGACGCGAGCGACCGCAUCUUUGCCCUCGUCGGGCCCAGCUCGUCGUCGGGGCCCGGCAAGGCGCUCCAGCUCGUCCUGCUCUCCCAUAUCCUCGGCCAGUCACGGCCCCAGGUGGCCGCCGCCACCGCUGCCGCCUCCGAUGGAGCUGAGCCCAGGAUGCACGGCCACCUCCACCCGUUUGUCGACGACUCCCGCUCGCUGCCGUCGCGCAUCCAGCACGCCUCGUUUGUGCGGCAGCACGCGGGCGGCAGCGACUUUAGUAAUUUUACUGCCCGCUAUGGAGCGCUGCGGGGCGAGGACCAGACGACGCUGUUUGAGGCGCUCAUGGAGGUCAUGGGCUUCCACGUAGGGCGCAUCGCACGCGCCAACAUCGUCGAAGAUCCCCUCGUCGAUGAGCAGGCGGAGGAAGGGGAGCAAAUACCGGCGGCAGGCGAGUCAUCUCAGGCAAAGCCGCACGUACUACCGAGUGGUAUCGCGACCCCGGAAACGAGGAGGGCGGCGAGAGCGGCGAAGGAUCGCAUCGAGGAGUACGCCAAGCUCUUUGCGCUCGACAGGCCCGGGCCGGGUGCGGGUCACGGCGUCCGGCUACUCGACCAGCCGCUUGUGUCGCUCAGUAAUGGCCAGACGAGGAGGGCAAGGAUCCUCUCGUCGCUCGUCAAACUUCACGGCCGUAGAGAGAUAAUCAGUGGGGAGGAGGAGCAGAUCCGCGACAAGUCGGCAUCUCCUUCAUCGCCUUCCUCCCAGUCUUCUCUCCUCCUUGUGCUGUCGGAGCCCUACUCUGGCCUGGAUCCGCCAUCGAGGAAGCGUCUGACGGCCGUACUUGGCGAUCUGCAUCGAUCGGGUACCCGCGUCGUGGUGCUCCUGCGCAGGCAGGAUGAGAUGCCCGACAUCAUCACCGAUGUCAUCGACGUCGACAGCCAGGGCCACCUCUGGCUGGGGUCGAAGCAGGAAUGGGAGAAAAGACGAGCCCUGGCAGAGGGUGAAGGCCAGCACGAAGAGACAGGAAUCAUGGCUAUUGAGAGGAAUCACGGCGAGGGAAAAGGUACGGGCCGCGGAGAGGGCCUCAUCGAGCUGCGCGAUGUCAGCAUCCAGUACGGCGACAAGGUGGUCCUCGAUAACAUCUCUCUGGCAUUGCGGCCGGGGUCACGCAUGAUUCUGCAAGGCGACAAUGGCUCUGGCAAGACGACGCUACUUUCCCUCCUUAUGGGCAUUCAUCCCAUGACGUUCUCCCUCGACCCGUCCAAGUUCCGUCUCUUUGGCCGGACAAGAACGAGCGCAGAGAAUGCCUCAAAGCUUUUAGCCCGCAAGAUCGGCUACUUUGGCCCCGACCUCCUGGCUGCGUUUCCUCGAAAGGGCCUCGAGAGCGGCGGCCUGCGCGUUGUCGAUGCCAUCGGCUGCGGGCUUGAAGGUACGUACGCCCGGGCCACAUGGAGACCUGAUCAGCUUGAGGCUAUUCGAGCGCUUGCCGAUCGCUUCAAAAGUACCAUCUCUUUUCGAAUGGGACCGGCCACGAUGGCGGCAGACGACCGUGACGAGAUGCUCAGGAGGCCCUUUAUCGAUCUUACCAGUGGAAGCCAGGCUGUGGUCCUCUUCAUGCGCGCCAUUAUUCAGCGGCCUCGGCUUCUAAUUCUGGACGAGCCUUUCCAAGGAAUGGACUCGACGCAGAUCGACGCCGUCCGACACUUUCUGCAGGACCACCAGGAAGAGGGUGGUGCAGAGGCCAACUGGAGAAAGAACUUGGCCGUGGUCCUGGUGAGCCACUUUGAGCACGAAUGGCCGAGCGGAUUUGGCGAGUACAUGUUCCUUGACCAGGGCAGGGCAAUUCGGCGCAUUGGCUUGUCCCCUUGACUGUCACCAUAGAGCAAUUCAUUGAACCCCCCCUUCUCCCUAAUACCACCAUUACUACUGAGG
This is a messenger RNA of Acaromyces ingoldii, 2099 nucleotides long. RefSeq names its product P-loop containing nucleoside triphosphate hydrolase protein. The record is from RefSeq and is a predicted model, not a curated record. The coding region runs from base 36 to 2036 and encodes 666 amino acids. The transcript is spliced from 2 exons. Gene Ontology annotation, molecular function: ATP hydrolysis activity; ATP binding. NCBI's taxonomy places the organism in Eukaryota, Fungi, Basidiomycota, Exobasidiomycetes, Exobasidiales, Cryptobasidiaceae.